This is a messenger RNA of Suillus clintonianus, 2334 nucleotides long. RefSeq lists its product as uncharacterized. Lineage: Eukaryota; Fungi; Basidiomycota; Agaricomycetes; Boletales; Suillaceae. The transcript is spliced from 3 exons. Gene Ontology annotation, biological process: protein phosphorylation. The record is from RefSeq and is a predicted model, not a curated record. The coding region runs from base 1 to 2334 and encodes 777 amino acids. Gene Ontology annotation, molecular function: ATP binding; protein kinase activity.
AUGGCAGACGACCCGCUCACUGACCAGACUCCACCAACAACAUGCGCCACCACAUCAUUCGACCUCUAUCUUUGUCGACCUUCACUCAGCUCGACGGGUUUCCAGCCUGAGGGUGGUCGCACCUUCGAUCUUGUCAAAGAACUACUCAAAUCAGAACUCGAAGGCCACGUCAUUAUCGAAGCCGACCUGAAGAUCGAAUACAAUGCUAGUGUUUUCCACCAACUCGUUCCCAAAUCCUCGUUGGAGACCAGGCAUAUCGCACAAAUCAAUUACUAUGGUCGGGAUAAUGGACCACCGAUAUAUUUCCAGGGCGCAUGGAACUUCGAUCGCCACAAAAAGCCCAGAUUGAACAAUCGGAACAACGACUCUGGCGAUUCGGAUGAUAAAUCUGAUGCUAGCACAGAUAUCGUUAACACAGAUGUCGAGGCCUUGGAUUCUCAAGGUUCAGGGAUGGUCUCAGAUGGCACCUGGAGUCACGAUGAAUACGAUGGGACCGCACAACCAGGAUCGAAGAGGGGACGUAAACCUUCAUCGACUGAGAAAGACUUGCAGUGUCUUUUCGAGACUGUUCAGUAUGCCCUGCGCCGUAAACAGCAAAUUCGCGCCAAAAUUCCCUUCCCGAUAUCGAAAAUCGAACGAUACUGGUCUGCAGAGUUUGCUGACUCACCAAUACCAGACCCUUAUAACGCACAAAAGCCUGAUGUUGCUCUGUUUUAUUACAAGAGUAAAACUAGCGAGAAAACGUGGACAGACGUCCUGAGCUUUGUUGAGCAUACAACUUCUGAUUUCAACAAGAGGCGUGACCUAGGAGUGUACUGGGGGUCCGCCACUAAAGCAUAUCUCAUCAUGCGAGAACAGCCCUGGCGUCGCUUCGUCCUCUCAUUUUUCAUCUCUGCCGACCAUCUUUACGCCCAUUAUUGCGAUCGCUCUGGCCUCAUCAUCACUCUCCCAAUUCCCAUCCAAUCGUCACCCGCUCGUGUCGCUGAUGCGAUAGCUACUCUCUCAUUAGCGGAUCCCAGCCUCUUGGGUCUCGACCCCACAACGCAUAUGUGCAUCACUUUUUGCCAGGGUACUCACACCGACCUAGCAGUGGGGGCGAUCGGUUGGGUAACCGACAAUGCUGAAAAAAAGUACUCGAUCAUGGCUGUUUUGUGGAAGAGCCAGGGUCUAUUUUGUCGCGGAACGGUUUGUUACCGUGUUCGAGAUCCUGUAGAUGGAAAGGAAUAUGCGAUGAAAGAUUGUUGGGUGACUGAGGCGAAGAGAUACCACGAAGUGGACGUCCUUGGGAGGGUCAAGGGCAUCCCUAAUGUGGUCCAACUCGUAGACCACUGGGAUGUCCUAUCCAAUGGGGAGCCUGACUGCACAGCCCGCAUUCGGGAUGGAUAUGGUGUCCUGCUCGAGAACAGGCCAGACACGAGGUUCUUUAACAGGUAUCACCGGCGCCUUCUCUUGACCCCCUGUGGAGAUCCAUUAUGGGAUUUCAGCUCCAGAAAGGAACUGAUUUGCGCCUUCCGCGACUUCGUGGUUGCUCAUGAAACAAUGAUCCAACGACGAGUUCUACACGGAGACCUUAGCCCAAACAAUUUUAUUAUCCAUGAAGGUAUUGGGUAUUUCAUUGAUUUUGACCACGUGUCAAUCAUAAAGGAGGGCGAGACAUUUACAGUUUCGUUUGGUACUGGAACUGUGCCAUAUAUCUCUAUGCGCAUUUUGAAAAAAAUGUCGAAGAACGUUGACAUCCUCAAGAAGGCAAAGACGAUCAACGCAAAAAAGAACGACAACACCAACAGCAUCGCUCAGCCGGAACUGGUUGAGCACAAUUCCAGUGAUGACCUCGAGUCCCUGUUCUAUAUUUUUUUCGAAUUCGUUUCCAAGUACGGGGGUGCACAUGGUACACUGGCUCCGACCUGGGAUAAGAUGAGUAUGCCAUGGGCGGAUGCCUAUGAGAAUUUGGGCGCUACAAGCGGCUUGCUUGCCACCUUUUUGGCGAAGAAGGGAGCCAUGUCUGAGGGUGAUAUCCUGACAGACAGGGUAUCAGACUACUUUUCAGAAUUCAAGCCCAUUGUUGACGAAUGGCGCACUCGAAUUUAUCGCAUGGAGUCUAAUCUCGAAGGAGCCAUUGUUCAUGACCACAUCUUCCAAAUGCUCGCUACAUUCAUUACGAAACUUGGCGAUGAACUGCCAACUCCACUACCCUCUCCAGUAGCUCCCCCGAGUGCCUCAAGUACUCAUCGUACUGGAGCUCCCCCCAUCGUUCAACCCACAGCAGGGUCUUCGCUCCGUCGUUCAUUGCGGCUCAAGCAGGCGGCCGGACCUAACGAUGCUGGCAGAGACUAA